Molecule: messenger RNA, 1546 nt
Organism: Cynara cardunculus var. scolymus (artichoke)
Lineage: Eukaryota; Viridiplantae; Streptophyta; Magnoliopsida; Asterales; Asteraceae
Product: myosin heavy chain, non-muscle
Exons: 15
Coding region: 40-1401 (453 amino acids)
Source: RefSeq, a predicted model, not a curated record
AUUGAAAAUUAAACCUUCAACCAAUUAUCUCUCUCUGUAAUGGCGUCGCAUCAUGCAUCUCUCGGUCGACGGACGUUGGAAGAAAUUCGUCAAAAGAGGGCAGCUCAGAAACUAAGCAAAACCUCAUCUGGACCUGAUCUCACAAGGCCUCCUAACCCUAGCGAGGUUUUUGGGAUCAAGAAAUCAUCGAGCGGAAGUGGAAUCUCUGAGCAGAGUGAUGUUAGUGGCUUGGUAUCACAGCUACAAGAGUUGCAGAAAAGGAAUGUAGAGCUGGAUGAAGAAAAUAAAAAACUGAUCUCAGAGCUUCAUUCUAAUGAAGUGGAGAAUGACAUGCUCCGGAAGCGUGUGAAUGACUUGGAACAAAACACUGUACCCUCCUUGAGAAGAGCUCUUAAGGAUGUUGCGAUGGAAAAGGACGCAGCCUUUGUUGCACGGGAGGAUUUCUCAGCGCAGGUUCGAGCACUUAAGAAGCGUCUAAAGGAAGCAGAAGAAGAGCAAUAUCGAGCCGAGGAAGAUGCAGCUACACUAAGAGCAGAAUUAAAUUUGCUACAACAACAAGCAAUCAGUGGUGAUCUUGGUGUCGUUACCUCCAGGGGAGGUCCACCAAAUCACAUGCAAGCUAUUGAGAAGGAGCUUGCAGAUCUGAAGACCCAACUGGAGCAAGAGUCAAUGCUGAGGCGGCAAGAGGGAAUGAUGAGGCGGCAAGAGCAACAACAAUUAGCAGAGGAGCAAAUAAGGAUAUCUGCCAUAAUGUCUGAGAAAAAAGAAUUGGAAGAAAAGCUAGUGGUCAUGUCCAAAGAGGCCUCAGGAAUUACUGAAAGAGGAGCCCAGCUAACAAUGGAAGAUAAAGAGAUACUUGAGAAGCAGUUGCAUGACAUGGCAGUAGCUGUUGAGAGAUUGGAGAGUAGCAGACAAAAGCUACUAUUGGAGAUUGAUUCGCAAUCUUCCGAGAUAGAAAGGCUUUUUGAGGACAAUUCAAACUUGUCAUCAGCUUACCAAGAGGCAACAGGCAUGGUGGCACACUGGGAAAAUCAGGUAAAAGAUUGUUUGAAACAAAAUGAGGAGCUCCGUAGCAUGCUAGAUAAAUUGAGAACAGAACAAGCGAGUAUAUCCAUCGUGAAUGAUCGUGAGAGUCACAAAGGUGUAUUGGAAUUCAACAAAGAAGGGGCGGGUGAGAUUUCUCAGGCUUAUACUGCUGAAGUUGUAUCCCUAAAGGGUCAACUUGCUAAAGAACAGAGCAGGGCUGAGACACUGUCUGCAGAAGUUUUGCAACUCUCAGCUCAGCUCCAACAGGCCAUGCAAGCCUACAACGGUCUUGCUCGCCUCUACAAACCCGUGUUACGGAACAUUGAGAGUAAUUUACUCAGAAUGAAGCAGGAGGGCUCUUUGAUUGUGCAGUAAGCUGAAGGAGCAUUUGCAUGUUGAACAUACUUCUGGUAAACUCACAUUAAAUACUAAAGCCUGUAUCACAUAUUUACUCACUAAUCAUCAUUCAAAAGAUUUGGAAAACCAACGUUCAUCAUUUAUAAAAAGUUUGCUUGAUUCA